UAUUUAUUUGACUUCAUGCAUUUAAAUAAUAAAAAGAUUUCAACCCCUGAUUUUGCGCUAUCGCUUUAAGACGUAACCCGGAAGUGGUUCCCUCCUGUGUGUUCACGGGUCACAGGUUCCAGGCGGAAAGCGGAGCUCCCUCCCAGCGAUGACAUCCUUCCCCGUCAUCUGGGCCUUUCGCAGCGGUGUGAGGUGCUGUCGACACCGGGCUCUCCUCAAAGUGUCUCCGGGGGCCCUUCGCUGGUACUCGUCCCCAAAUCGCAGCGGUGUCUCGGGCAUGGAGGAGAUCCUGGCGAGGGUCGUGGCACCGUUACCCACAUACGAGACCAGAGACAAGUCCCCACCGCCGCCUGAGUCCCACAGCCUGGACUUCAUGCACUUCUACAAGAGCCUGGACAAGGAGGACAGACCUGGUUUCCUCACCCAGCUGUCCCGGGACUUCGGGGUGGACCACCGGAGCGUUUCGGAGCUGGCCACGAAGCUGCAGGACUCUCAGCUGCGGGACCUGGCGACCGUUUUGCAGGUGGAGGACCGGCUUCGGUACAGUUUGAGCCCCCGGUACAGACACCUGCUCAACCACAUAAGCAGGGUCGAGGGUGGAGUGAAGUUUCUGGUGGAUCUACGCGCAGAUGUGCUGGAAAUACUCUCAUCCAAAUCCAGCGAGAGCGCGCACAUCAAGGACCUGAAUGGAACGUUGAAGAGUUUGCUGUCUGAGUGGUUCUCUGUGGGUCUGCUCCGACUGGAGAGAAUCACCUGGCUGUCCCCCUGUGAGAUCCUGCAGAAGAUCAGCCAGUAUGAGGCGGUGCACCCUGUGAGGAACUGGACCGACCUCAAGCGCAGAGUUGGGCCGUACCGCCGCUGUUAUGCAUUCACCCACGCCGCCAUGCCUGGAGAGCCCUUGGUUGUGCUACACGUGGCCCUGACCGAAGACAUUUCUGACAACAUUCAGAGUAUCGUCCGUGAGUUCGCCACUCUCGAUUCCGAGGAGGAUGUGAACAAAAUAAAUGCUGCUGUCUUCUACUCCAUCUCCUCAACCCAGGCUGGCCUACAGGGCGUCGAGCUGGGCAACUACCUCAUCAAGAGGGUAGUGCGAGAACUGCAGAGCGAGUUCCCUCACAUGUCCCAGUUCUCCAGCCUGUCACCCAUCCCAGGCUUCUCCUCCUGGCUCCAAGGCCUCCUCAGCCAGUACAGAAAGGAAGGCCGAGGCUCUGACCUCCUCUCUGAGCAGGAGUGGAAGGAGGUGGAGCAGGCCACCGACUCCUCCCCGGGAACCCAGACCGUCGACGCCCUCCGCAAGCUAAUCGGAACAAGUGAAUGGUUGCGCUCGGAGCGGCUGUCCAGUGUCCUGGAGCCCGUCCUGAUGCGUCUCUGUGCUUGGUACCUCUACGGGGAGAAAAGGCGAGGCUACGCUCUCAACCCGGUGGCCAACUUUCACCUGCAAAACGGCGCCACCAUGUGGCGACUGAACUGGCAUGCCGACACCAGCCCCAGGGGUGUGGCGAACUCCUGCGGCAUCAUGGUGAACUAUCGCUACUUCCUGAAGGAGACGUCUAAGAACAGCUGUGUGUACCUGCACAACAAGGGCAUCGUAGCGUCAGAGCAGGUUCUGGGACUUGUUUCCCAAUAUCAGAAGAACAGCAAACUGUGAGCGAGAUGAGGAGACGCUCAUAAACGGAUUAGCACUUGAUAUCACAAUAUUAAUAUCACAUACUGAACACUUUAUUUUGUUUAAUUUGUCUGUAAUAUUUAAUUAAAAAAAAGGCUCCGGGAGCUCCAUUAAAUGAAUGUUAGCUGAUAAUGUUUUUGAUUUGAAAUCAGACUAUUUGUCACAUUGCAUUUCUCAUCCCAUCUUGUGUAACUAGUACAUAGGUUUUUUUCUUUGCCUCAUUGCGUUUCUGGCAGAAGGUGUUUGAUAUUGUGUUUCCCAGGCUGAGAGACCGUAGCUAAUGAAGCACGAGGCAUCCGUCGAUGCCUUUCUAUGUUCCUGGAUAACUGCGUGUGAUGGUGAAGCAGGAGCAAUGAGUGAGCGCAGCUACUGGAAUAAAUGAUGUUUAGAUUCUUGGCUGUCUCACUGCAAACAUGGUGAAGAAUGGAUUGAAUUAUAUUAUUUUGCUUAGGUUGGGUUUAUAUACAUCUGUUGACUGGAAAUAUUAUUUCAUAUUAAAUAAUUCUCAACGAAACAGACUUAUUUCCUGUUCCUGUGUAUAAUCCCGGCUUGUAUUUUCCGGUCGUCUUUGCUUGCUCUCAUGUGUAGGUCCGACCCUCCUGGUACCCUCUUCCGCCCAGGUGCAUUUCCGAUAAUUUUGCCUUCACACACUCCGACCUAAACCUCUCCAGAGAGCCAUCGCUGAUUUUCUAACUACUCUGUACAGGUGCCAAGCAGGGCUCAUAUCAGCCAACACCCCAUUGUUGUGAAAUAAUAUAUCACAGCAAGUUGACUGUGAAAUUACAUUUUAUCUCUCAGGAGAGCCAACCUUUCUUUUCAUUUUUUUCAUACGGUCUCUACCCCUCCCCAGCCCACCCACUCCCCCAUUUUCUCUGCCUGGUGCUGCUCUGUGUCCUAGAAACUAAUGGACUGAGAAAUAAAGUUAAAGUACAAGACUAGAUUGAUGGUGUUCAGUUGUGAAGAAGGGGGGAGGAGAAUAAAGAGGCAUAAAAAGGACAGUUGUUUAAAGGAUGCCCUUGAGAGACAGCGCCGGUGUCUCCAGAGAUAUUGGAAACAAUAAGGGACCCAAUGCCUCUCUGUGCACUGAUGUGCGCGGCGGACACGUUGAAGAGCGAUGCUGUCACGCCAUCUCACAAUGGAGAGGGAUGAACACCGUGGUAUCCGUUGCCAUGGAAGCAGCGGCGGUGACAUGAUCCAGACUUCACAGCUGACGCUUGUUUUGAGUCACCUCUGCCCAGGACUUGCCGAUGCCAGUGAACACAGAGCAGUUCAAAGUCCAGAGGUUUUUAAUUAUAGAUUCUGUAUUAUGUAUUAUGUCCCACAGUGAAAGUAACAUUUUGUUUUUUCAAAGUAGCCCGGGUAUUUCCCAUGAGCCUACGAAGACAAAUUGCCCACAUGGCAAACUAUUAACAGCACUGAAAUCUGAUUUAUGGACACAUCGGGUGCUGCUAAAUGAAAUGAUUCAAACCUCUGCAUGCAAUGGAGACUUUUGUAGAUGAGUCAAUCGCUGCAGACCCACUGUAUCUGAUGGGAAUGCUUUUAAUUGUUUCAAAG
Molecule: messenger RNA, 3220 nt
Organism: Paralichthys olivaceus (Japanese flounder)
Lineage: Eukaryota; Metazoa; Chordata; Actinopteri; Pleuronectiformes; Paralichthyidae
Gene: mlycd
Product: malonyl-CoA decarboxylase
Biological process (GO): malonyl-CoA catabolic process; fatty acid biosynthetic process; acetyl-CoA biosynthetic process
Cellular component (GO): mitochondrial matrix; peroxisomal matrix
Molecular function (GO): malonyl-CoA decarboxylase activity
Source: RefSeq, a predicted model, not a curated record